AGGGGAAAAAAAAAGAGGGGAAGAGUUAAAGCUAAGCGAGGAGAAGAAGGCAGCAGUAAGUAGAGGAAGAGGCGUCCCAAUCCCACGGUGCCUCGACCUCGGCCGCCUCCCGUCCCACCACCGCGCCUCGCUGCUGCUGCCGCUGCUGCCCGCCGUGCCGCGCCGCGGCGGAGCCCUAGGCGGAGCGCGGAUCCCGAGAUCCCCGGCGGCGCCGCCCCGGAGCUCGCCGGCGGCGGCGGGCGCGUCCCCCUCAUGCCUUUGGCGCCCCGAUCGGAGCCGAUCGGUGGCCGCCUGAGGCGACACAGCAGCUCGGCGGGCGCCGGAGAGGCGGCGGGAGGGGAGGCGGAGGAGGGGGAGGGGGAGGAGGAAGGGGAGGAUGGCGCUCUUCCGCAAGUUCUUCCUCAAGAAGACCCCGGACCGGCUGCUCGAGAUCUCCGAGCGCGUCUACGUGUUUGACUGCUGCUUCUCAACCGAUUCCAUGGGUGAGGAUGAGUACCGGGAUUACUUGAGCGGCAUUGUUGCGCAGUUGCAGGAAUUUUUUCCGGACGCAUCAUUCAUGGUAUCCAAUUUCUGGUCUGGGGACAAGAGGAGCCGGAUUUCAGAUAUAUUAUCCGAGUAUGACAUGACAGUAAUGGACUACCCGCAACAAUAUGAAGGAUGCCCAUUGCUUCAGCUUGAGAUGAUCCACCAUUUCUUGAAAUCAUGUGAAAAUUGGCUAUCAGUGGAAGGACAACAUAACAUGCUUUUGAUGCAUUGUGAGAGAGGGGGAUGGCCAGUUCUUGCAUUCAUGUUGGCUGGACUGCUUUUGUAUCGGAAAACAUACACUGGUGAGCAGAAGACACUAGAGAUGGUCUACAAGCAGGCUCGCAGGGACUUUAUACAGCAGUUCUUUCCGUUGAAUCCUCAGCCUUCACAUUUGAGAUAUCUGCACUAUAUAACAAGACAAGGAAGUGGUUCAGAAUGGCCUCCUAUUAGCCGCACCCUUAUCUUAGAUUCAGUAGUUCUCCAUGUUGUUCCGCGGUUUGACGCCGAAGGAGGUUGCAGGCCAUAUUUGCAUGUACAUGGGCAAGACUCUAGUCCUGGUAAUAAGAGUGCAAAGGUCCUUUUUGAAAUGCCAAAGACAAAGAAACAUCUUCAGCGUUAUGGACAGGCAGAAGUACCGAUAAAAAUCAGUGCAUGCUGCCGUGUUCAAGGAGAUGUGGUUCUUGAAUGCAUUCAUAUGGGCGAUAACCUAGAGCAUAAGGAAACAAUGUUCCGGGUCAUGUUCAACACUGCAUUCAUUCAAUCAAACAUCCUUGGAUUGAAUCGUGAUGAUAUCGAUGUUUCUUGGAAUGUGAAUAAUCAGUUCCCAAGAGACUUCCGAGCUGAGGUACUUUUUUCGGACCCUGAUUCAUUCAAGCCUGCUGUCACCACAGUGGAGGUAGCUGAUGAUGGGGAUGAGACUGAUGUUGCUUCGGUAGAUACGGGAGAUGAAUUUUAUGAAGCAGAGGAGUAUUGGCAUGAUGCUAGAAGGGAUCCAGAAACUCAGUCAGUUGAUGGUAGAUUAUCAUUAGAUGGCGUUGCAGAAUUGGAUGGCGCAGUAGCAAAUGAAGAAAGGAGCAGCCUAGAGAAGCACGGCAUUGAUGAGGAUGUGAAGACUGUUAUCUCCCAGAAUUCUGGUAGCAUGAAUGAGAAAGGGUCAAGUGCUCCUACCUCAAGCUUUGAGAACCCAGAAGGUUUGCAGCAGGCCCAACAGGAUCCUGCAAAGUCUAAAUUAAACCACACAGGUGGCCAAGAGAACAGUGAUGUGCAGGACAUACAGGUGGUUGCUACAUCUGUUGAUUCAGAAGGACACAAAUUCGGAUCUAUCUGUCAGGAGGAGGACACGAAAGAUGUAAUUGCACAAACUUUAGUCACAACAGUUGAUCCAAAUUGCAGCGAUGAAAUUCAAUGCCAGGCCGACAAGCCAACAAAAAUCUUGAAAUACCCUGAUUCGGACUACACUACUUUUGAUGCUCCUAGAAGUUUGUCAUGCACAGAUGGGGAUACGCACUUGAGAACUACAACAGAAGGAGGACUGCAAAAUGGUGAUAUCAAGAUUAUUACUGAGAACACAGUAAUUGUGGACAAUGAGCUAGUGAUCUAUGAAGAGAAAACUAUAGUUGAGAAUGGUAACAUUAUACAGGAAGUAAAAAAUGUUGUCAAUGAGAUGAGUGCCGUGCCUAAGAUAGGCAGAACAACUAUUAAGAGUAGGAAUGCACAAGAUAACAGUUGUGGCAAUAUUAAAGCUGCCAAACCUUCUGAUAGAGCUGAUGGCAAAUUGGAUCGGAGCAAAUUAGAGGCUGGCCUUGAAGAAACCAUACCGACAAAGGACACCAAUGUGCAUGACAGAAUUAUUGUGUUACCAGCCACUGAAGUAGCAACUGAAAUAAAAACCAAGAGAGAGGGUCCUGGUGGCAAACAGGAUCUUGGCAUAGCUCUUCCUCAAAGUCGAACAGAAGCAAGGGCAAGCAGCCCGAGGUUUGGAAGUGAUGACCGAGGGCAAAUCCCUGAUAAAGCUGUGUCCUCAGUGUUGAAGAAGAUGGCAGCAGGCAAUGCAGCCCAGACAGAAGAACCAAAGCUUGCCAAACCAAAAACAAUACGUAGAUGGAUCUCACCGAAGAAGGAAUCUGAUGCUACCUCUGUGCAUAGGCCAUCUCAUCCACCAUCCAGAUACUAUAGUUCACCAGCUGCACUGGCUAUACGAUCCUUGUCUACAGAUGGCAAAAUCAAUGCUGUGAACGAUGCACCUCUAGUAUCGCUGAUGGAACCAUAUAACAGUCGGUUAACAGAAGAGUCAAUAUCUACGUUGUCUGCUCGAUCACCUACACAACAAUCCUCAUUACUGGGUGCACACAUUGCAUCAAGAAGCGAAGCUCCACCGCCUCCACCACCACCUCCACCUCCACCUAAUUUUUCUUCGAGUUCCAUGCCUAUGGGGCCACCAAUGUCUUCUGGAGCACAAAAACAGACCUUUGCCCCUCCCCCUCCUCCCCCGCCCCCACCACCGAGGAACAAAUGGCAGCGUGCACCAGGUGCACCAGCUCCACCUAGAGCACCAGGCGUACCACCGCCACCGGGAAGUAAUCCUUCCUUGGGCAGAGGACGUGGGGCUGCACGCCCUCUGGGAUCAGCUUAUGGGGCUGCUGCCUCACGCAAAUCGACAUUGAAGCCUCUGCAUUGGGUCAAAGUGACAAGGGCCCUGCAAGGUAGUCUGUGGGAAGAAUUACAACGCAAUGAUGACUCACAGAGUGUUUCAGAGUUUGAUUUAUCGGAACUUGAAAGCCUUUUUCCAGCAGCAGUUCCAAAGUCUGACGACAGCUCAAAGUCUGAACGUAGAAAAUCACUUGGAUCAAAACCAGAAAAGGUUCACCUGAUCGAGCUGAGGAGGGCAAACAACACAGAAAUCAUGCUGACAAAAGUGAAGAUGCCACUCUCAGAUUUGGUGAGUGCGGCUUUGGCACUGGAUCAAUUGACGUUGGAUGUUGAUCAAGUUGAGAAUCUCAUAAAGUUUUGUCCUACGAAAGAAGAAAUGGAACUUCUCAAGAACUACACUGGAAACAAGGACAACCUUGGGAAGUGUGAACAGUUCUUCUUAGAAUUAAUGAAAGUGCCACGAAUGGAGUCAAAGCUACGAGUGUUCUCCUUCAAGAUCCAGUUUGGUUCGCAAGUUGCAGAUCUUAGGAAAAGCUUGAAUAUCAUAGACUCUUCGUGCAACGAGAUCCGAAGUUCUAUCAAGUUGAAAGAAAUAAUGAAGAAAAUCCUUCUCCUUGGGAAUACGCUGAACCAGGGAACUGCUAGAGGUGCUGCGGUUGGCUUCCGGUUGGACAGUCUUCUAAAACUUACUGAUACCCGGGCUACAAAUAAUAAGAUGACACUAAUGCACUACCUCUGCAAGGUACUUGCUGCAAGAUCUCCACAGCUUUUAAACUUCUAUGUCGAUCUUGUUAGUUUAGAUGCUGCAUCAAAGAUACAAUUAAAAAUGUUGGCUGAGGAAAUGCAAGCAGUUAGCAAAGGGCUGGAAAAGGUUCAGCUGGAGUAUGAUGCUUCAGAAAGGGAUGGUCCGGUAUCAGAAAUUUUUCGCAAGAAACUGAAAGAGUUCACUGACAAUGCUGGAGCUGAUGUGCAGUCCUUAUCUUCAUUGUUUUCUGAAGUGGGUAAAAAGGCUGACGCACUGAUUAAAUACUUUGGUGAGGAUCCUGUUCGCUGUCCCUUUGAACAAGUGAUCUCUACCCUCUUAACAUUUGUAACAACAUUUCGAAAAGCACACGAGGAAAAUCUCAAGCAAGCUGAGCUCGAGAAGAAAAAGGCUGAAAAAGAGGCAGAAGCAGAGAAGGCUAAAAGUGCUCAAUUAACUAGCAAAAAUGACGCUAAACCAUCAAAUCCAAGCCGGCAAGCUAAACAAACCAUAGAGAGGACAAGGUCUGCAAGCAGACGAGGAAGAGAUGUGGGAUGAUUCCGGAUGGCCGGGUAUUGCGCUGUGCUUCUGGUCUGCCUGUGAGGCAAAUCGACACCCAUCCAAUGCAUUUUUGGGCAAGGGAAAUUUUGUGGAUGGAUGCUUGCAUCCAACGGGUGCAGCAGCAUGAUCGCAUCGAAGCAACUGUACAGGACGCCCUCUGUGGUGUCGAUGGAGAAUGCCGACUUCUUUUUUUUCCAUGUCGGCCAGGAUGGUCCAGUGCCAACUUCUGACUGCUGUGAAGAGCUGCUAACACUGACGCUAACGUCAUUCUUUCUUUUGUUGUUUCAUGUUACUUUUCCAUUCUUUCUAACACCGGUGGCCAAGUACAGCCAUGGCUUCGAAAAAGUACAGCCUGGUGCUUAGGUAAAAAAUUGUAAAAAUAGGCAGUAGUGUAGAAGGGUAUGGAGAUAAUCCAGGGGCAAAGAGCGUGUGUCAGGGGUAAAUGCGAUGUAAACUCGCGCGUAGUGCAGUGAUAGUUCUUUUUUAGUGAAUGUAUCAUUGUCUCCUGUGAUGCAGUGAAUUCAUCUCGUCUAUGAUCCGUUGUCUGACA
Messenger RNA from Setaria italica (foxtail millet), 5027 nucleotides. RefSeq names its product formin-like protein 5. The transcript has 19 exons. NCBI's taxonomy places the organism in Eukaryota, Viridiplantae, Streptophyta, Magnoliopsida, Poales, Poaceae. The record is from RefSeq and is a predicted model, not a curated record. Bases 377 to 4474 code for a protein of 1365 amino acids.